Erythranthe guttata (spotted monkey flower) is the source of this 1093-nucleotide messenger RNA. The record is from RefSeq and is a predicted model, not a curated record. Lineage: Eukaryota; Viridiplantae; Streptophyta; Magnoliopsida; Lamiales; Phrymaceae.
CUAUGCUCUAGUGCAAUAAUGCUAUAUGUAUUUUCUGCAUGAAGUAAUUAGGUCCACUCAUUUGGCACAUUGCUAAGUAAUCAAUAAUUCAUUAGCUCUCAACUAAUCAAUACUUCCUUCGUUCCACGGUAACUGUCGCUUUAAAGAAAUAUUUUUGUUUCAUGUUAUCUGUCAUUUCAUUAAAUGCAUUUUUUUUCUUCCUGUUUUACCCUUAUUAACAUUCGUCGUAUUGUUACAAGGUUCUACGCAUCCGAGGUUGUGGUAGCCCUCGAAUACCUACACAUGAUGGGCAUCGUGUACCGCGAUCUCAAGCCCGAAAACGUCCUAGUCCGAUCCGACGGGCACAUAAUGCUCACCGAUUUCGACCUCUCCCUAAGGUGCGACGACUCCACAUCCACCCCCGCGCAGGUGAUCCCGGCCCAGAACCAUACACCGGCCCCACCCCAGAGCGAGUACGCAAUGGACCCACCCAAAUUCGGCGCCACAUCAUGCAUCCUCCCAAAUUGCAUCGUACCCUCCGUCUCGUGCUUCAACCCUAUGCGCAGGCGCAAGAAGAAAGCCCUGGCCGGCCGCCAUGUGGGCCCCUCGUUCGUGGCGGAGCCGAUCGACGUCCGGUCGAUGUCGUUCGUCGGGACCCACGAGUACCUUGCCCCCGAGAUAGUCUCGGGGGAAGGGCACGGGAGCGCGGUCGACUGGUGGACGUUGGGAAUAUUCCUUUUCGAGCUCUUCUACGGCGUGACGCCGUUCCGGGGCAUGGACCACGAGGUAACCCUAGCGAACAUAAUGGCGCGGGCGCUCGAGUUCCCGAAGGAGCCGGUGGUCCCCGCAUCGGCCAAGGACUUGAUAACGCUGCUGCUCGCAAAGGACCCUUGCCGGAGAUUGGGAUCGACGAUGGGCGCUUCGGCUAUUAAGCACCACCAAUUUUUCGGAGGGGUAAAUUGGGCACUCUUGAGAUGUACAACACCACCUUUUGUUCCUCCUAUUUUCACUAGAGAUGUUCUCUCUGAUGAGAGCUGCCCUUGAUACCCCUGUCGAAUAUUACUAGUGGAAUAUAAUAUAUAUUUUAGUAAAACAAAUAAAUUAAUAUUGUAAA